Molecule: messenger RNA, 1427 nt
Organism: Erythranthe guttata (spotted monkey flower)
Lineage: Eukaryota; Viridiplantae; Streptophyta; Magnoliopsida; Lamiales; Phrymaceae
Product: oxidoreductase, zinc-binding dehydrogenase family protein
Molecular function (GO): NADPH binding; oxidoreductase activity, acting on NAD(P)H
Source: RefSeq, a predicted model, not a curated record
ACUACACGUGUUAGCUUUUGUCUCAAAGUAAUCACAGUAACAAAUCGACGGUGGCCGAACACCAAAACCAGAGCGAAACCCUCGGUACCGAAAGCAAGAGAAGGAAGAUUAUGAAAACGAUCGUGAUCGCAGAAGCGGGUGGGCCCGAAGUCCUGCAAUUGCGGGAAGUGGAGGAUCCGAAAAUCAAAGACGAUGAAGUUUUGAUCAGAAUUGCAGCCACCGCAAUCAACAGAGCCGACACCCUUCAGAGGCAGGGUAAGCACCCUCCGCCCAAGGGCGAGAGCGAGUAUCCCGGUCUCGAAUGCUCCGGCACCAUCGAAUCCGUCGGCAAAAACGUUCACCGUUGGAAGAUCGGCGACCAGGUAUGUGCUCUUGUCGGCGGAGGAGGAUAUGCGGAGAAAGUAGCUGUUCCAGCUGGGCAAGUUCUUCCGGUUCCUUCCGGUGUUUCGUUGGAGGAGGCAGCUAGUUUUCCUGAGGUAGCGUGCACCGUAUGGUCCACUGUCUUCAUGACGAGCCGUCUAGCCAAAGGGGAAACUUUCCUGAUACAUGGGGGCUCCAGCGGAAUUGGUACAUUUGCUAUUCAGGUUGCUAAAUACCACGGCGUCAAAGUUUUCAUCACAGCAGGGAGUGAAGAAAAACUAGCUGCUUGCAAGAACCUAGGAGCCGAUGUUUGCAUCAAUUACAAGACGGAGGAUUUUGUUGAACGAGUGAAGGAAGAAACCGGAGGGAAAGGUGUUGAUGUCAUACUGGAUAACAUCGGUGGUUUAUACUUGAAGAGGAAUCUGGAAAGCCUGAAUUUGGAUGGGAGACUAUUCAUAAUAGGUUUUAUGGGAGGAUCGGUAGCUGAAAUAAAUCUUACCACUUUGUUAUACAGACGCCUUACAGUGCAGGCUGCUGGGCUGCGAGGUAGGCAACCAGAAAACAAAGCUCUAAUUGUGAGUGAGGUUGAGAAAAAUGUGUGGCCAGCGAUAGCUGCAGGGAAGAUAAAACCAGUUGUGUACAAGAGUCUUCCAUUAGAAGAAGCUGCUGAAGCUCAUCGGAUUAUGGAAAGCAGCCAGCAUAUAGGAAAGAUUAUCCUCCUUGUUCAAUAAAAAAAGAUUUGAUGCCAAUUAUGUUCGUUUCUCGAAAAAUGGUUCAGAUACGGUCUUCCUUUUCGUCUUUAUUUCUUUAUAAGAUGAGAAAAAACUGAAAUAUGAUGUGCUCCCUCUCCCUCUCUCUCUCCCUCUCCCUCCCGUUAAACUGACUUUUGUUUGAAUCACCAACAUAACAUCUGAAAUGGAGAUCUGUGAUGGUUUUGACUUGUGUUGGUAGAAAAGAUUCGGUACCAAAAUCAUGAAUAUUCAAACUCCGCUCGACUUUUGAGCCCACCUCAAUCAUAUUAUGGGCGAUUCGCUUCGAGAGUCGUGAUUCCGACUUUCUUGAAUUCA